Molecule: messenger RNA, 2331 nt
Organism: Megalops cyprinoides (Indo-Pacific tarpon)
Lineage: Eukaryota; Metazoa; Chordata; Actinopteri; Elopiformes; Megalopidae
Gene: creb3l2
Product: cAMP responsive element binding protein 3-like 2
Exons: 12
Coding region: 556-2178 (540 amino acids)
Biological process (GO): regulation of transcription by RNA polymerase II
Molecular function (GO): DNA-binding transcription factor activity, RNA polymerase II-specific; cAMP response element binding
Source: RefSeq, a predicted model, not a curated record
AGAUAGACGGCCAGUUUCUAUGUGGGUAUGACGUGGAGAAGGUGUUCGCUAACCGUAUUGGUUGGUUCCGUAAAAAUCCAACUUAAAAUCUUACUACUCCCUCCUCUUUCCCCACCCUCGAAUUCCUGUCUGUCUGGAUGUGGACAUUAUGCGUUUUGGGGAAAAAUAGCCAAUUAAACGCCGCAUUUGAGAAGAGUAAACAGAGACACUAUCGGAGCAACCACGAUAUCACACUUGCAAAUUGAUAUCCUGAAGAAAAUACCCAGUCUGUUUCUCCUUUCUUCUGAUUGCCAUCGAGACCGAUGAGUGGGGAAAACUAGCUAGCACGCUAACGAACGAUACUCAAAAGUAGCUGCACUGUUUCUACCAACUUUACACAGACGCUCGGAAAAGUAUCAGUUCGAGUUUUAAUGUAACCGGCGUGAGGACAGUGACGAGAAAUAGAAUUGCUACUGACUUUUGCUUAUAUUUUUCGAUUUUUGUGUUUUUUACAGCAAGUAUUGCGGUAACUGUCGAACACAUUUUUGUCAUAUUGAAGUAAUAACACCGUGAAGCAUGGAAAUAUUAGACAGCGGCGAGCCAUUUUUACACUGGGAUCGAAAUCUGAGCGAAUUGUCUGAGCCCGGUGAAAACGACAAUGUUGUGUACAACACACACUUCACAGAGCUCCUGGAUGACCUAUCCCAGGAGGCCUUGCUGGGCCAGCUGCUGAGCGACCCCUUCCUGUCGGGGCGGGGCGAGGCCAUGGACACAGAGGAGGAGCUGACCCCAGCGUCCCCGGCACCCCCUCCCAUUCAGGCAGAGCACAGCUACUCCCUGAGUGGAGACUCCCGGCCACAGUCCCCUCUGUCACACCUGCCCGAGCCAGGGAGCGAUGCAGGGGAGUCCGACGGCGAGGACUGGGCCAUGGAGUCCGAGGAGAAGGGACUGAAGAUGGACCCGCUCCUGUGCGACCCUCCAUCCCUGCUGCCCACGCUGUCCCUCAGCCUGGCCCCCGAGGGCCACGCCUCCCAGCCCGCUGCCCCCCAGGGCCUCUCCCUCCCCAUCCUGCUCUCCCAGUCCACACAGGUCAAGAUCAUAAAGGUGAAGGAGGACAGUGAGGGAUUCAGCCCCAAAAUCAAGCUGGAGCCCCACGAGGUGGACCAGUUCCUCAACCUGUCCCCCAGAGGUCUGGAGUCCCUGCAGCUCCCCCCGACACCUCCCAGCUCUCACGGCAGCGACUCGGAGGGCAGCCAGAGCCCCACGCGGCCCAGCGGCGCCUCCAGCCCUGCGCAGAUGCCGACGCAGGCUGUCCUGAAGGUGGCGCCACGGGCCCCCUCCUCCCUCUCCAACUCCCCCCUGCUCACCGCUCCCCAUAAGCUGCAGGGCUCUGGGCCCCUCCUGCUGACGGAGGAGGAGAAAAGGACGCUUAUCGCGGAGGGCUAUCCCGUACCCACCAAACUGCCUCUGUCCAAGGCUGAGGAGAAGGCCCUGAAGAAGAUCCGCAGAAAGAUCAAGAACAAGAUCUCUGCUCAGGAGAGCCGAAGAAAGAAGAAGGAGUACAUGGACGCGCUGGAGAAAAAGGUGGAGACAUGCUCCAAUGAGAACAGUGAGCUGCGCAGGAAAGUGGAGACUCUGGAGUGCACCAACAAGUCCCUCCUGCAGCAGUUACACUCUCUGCAAGCAGUUGUGGCAGGGAAAGUGCCCCGGUCCUGCAGAGUGACAGGCACUCAGACCUCCACCUGUCUCAUGGUGGUGGUGCUGUGUUUUGCUGUGUUCCUGGGCAGUUUCUACCAGGGCCUGGGCCCCUGCUCCUCCAUCACCAAGACAGGCCUGUCCAAAGAGCUCACAAUGCAGGAGUCCUACACGGCUACCGUGAAGUCGAGGAGCCUGCUGGGGUACGAGGAUCGCAGCGGCCUGGAUGAGCCACACCCCUCCGGGCUGGGCGGGGAGUACCCAGAGCAGUGGGACAGACAGGUGGACGUCAUGGCGACCUGGAGGUCCCAGCAGCAGCAGCAGCUGGAGCAGCAGGCAGAGAGGCGCAGGGCGGAGUCCCAGCCGCAGUUCACCCACAGCAACGAGUCACACGUGCAGAAGCCCAUUCUCAUAGACCUGCACUCACACAGAUCACUGGAGCUCCAGAGCAAUGAGAGUAUGAAGGUGAUAGACCUGGAGAGGACAGUGAAUGAAACUUUCUGAGGUCUGGCUGACCCGCACACCCUCCACUGCCACGCCAGAGGCUUCAAACUCACUCUUUGUAUUUAUAUAUAUUCUGUUUGAGUAUUGUUUUACGUAUGUAGUUGUUUUUUUUAUGCAUUUCUAUUCCAUUCCAACAUUAGUACUCUUGAUUGG